Anarrhichthys ocellatus (wolf-eel) is the source of this 6143-nucleotide messenger RNA. RefSeq names its product TNFAIP3 interacting protein 1 (gene tnip1). The transcript has 11 exons. Gene Ontology annotation, biological process: negative regulation of canonical NF-kappaB signal transduction; regulation of transcription by RNA polymerase II; cellular response to lipopolysaccharide. Lineage: Eukaryota; Metazoa; Chordata; Actinopteri; Perciformes; Anarhichadidae. The coding region runs from base 4491 to 5588 and encodes 365 amino acids. The record is from RefSeq and is a predicted model, not a curated record.
UAGCUAACAUGUUCCCUCCUGGUGUUUUUUUCUUUUUUUUUGGGUGUGGUGCCCUGGUUUGUGUUUGGCAGGGCAGUUCAAUGAUUACCUGUGUUGAUACAGCAAUGGGCUGAGCAGAAUGAGAACUAGAAUAUGUAUCAUCAGGAAACUACCGCUCCAAUUCAAUGUCUCUUCUGCUUAAUAAAAGCAAACAUACCCAUAAUCUAUUGUUAUUCAUAAAGGUUAUCUAUGUGUAAACAAAGGGUUAUAUUUACAGAAUACAAACAAUUCAUUCAAACUGAUAUUGGAUUAUACUGUAGUCCUAAAUCUAAACUAAUCAGGUUCUUGCUGAGUAUUUAAAUUUAAACACACUAUAGAGGUAUAGCAUGACUUCCUUGGCUACCCGACUAUACCAUGACUGAACAGUCAUCUAUAACCCUACACAUUUAAAUGAGCGAGGAGCAAAUAUGUCGUUUACACUCAACCGUAUUAACAUGUCACUUAACCCUUCAUUUCGUCUUGUAUAUUUGUAAAUGCAGAAGAAAAGUACAAGACAGCUGUCUCUGUUCUUGUCAAUGUCUCAGUUCAUGCGUACGUGUGAGCGCAGCUGUUGUCAGGCCAUCUUUGAGUUAAAAGAGGAAAGGAGAAAAAAAGAUGCAUGUGGCGCGGAAAUCCCCUGCAGUACGCCAAAAUCCAAGGCAACAAAUAGAGUCUGCAGCAGUCAGUCACACUCCGGUUUUAAUGGCCCCACCCAACCUGAAAUUGCUCCAUUUGAUGAUAAUUGUGAGGUAUUAAGAGAUAACUUCAGUAGCACAUUGGUAAAAUGCAGCCAAUGUCACACAUACAAUUUUGAAAUACCCUUUUGACAGUUGGGGGAAGUUUGUGCUGCGGUGCUGUUCAGAGCAGCUUGCAUUAAAUAAUUUGAAGUUCACAUAUUUCAAAACGAUUGCCUCCUCAGAGAGCGUUAUGGGUGUUACUUUAGCCUUUGACUUUUUUUUAUCGGCAGUCUCCAUGAUUAUAGUGGCAUCACGAUGUGACCGUGAAAACAAGCCACUUACUGAGCUGCAUAUAUUGUACUGUAUAUACAAGUCAGUGUGUUUUAGAGGUCAUCUGUACAUUUUUUUGUGAAUGCUGCUCUCUUCAUGUCGUUGUGUGAUAUUUUUGUGGCCUCCUCUAUUCAUUGAGUUUUGUUGAAAUGCUGUGGUGUGCAUGCUGCAAGCUACCGUACAAGAUUAACUAAAUGCAUUCAGUCUUUUUCAUGUGUAGUGUUACUCAAUGAAGGCAGGCCACACAGUUGGACAAACACCAGGUUGUGUUCAGGCUCAGCGUACAGUAUCAGUCCAUUUUAUGGGAAUUCCCCAACCUCACAUUGAUUGCUUCCCCCCCGUUCACCAGUUUCCUUAAAAAGCGCUUCUCUCCGACACAAGCUGAAUGUGUGGGUGAGUUGUUGUUUAUUUGUUUUAAAAUUUGAGGUGUAUUGUAACGGAGCAUAUUAGAUUUAUUAUCAGUAUUUUGUGGAAUCAUCUUGUCUUGUUUUGUUAUUUUAUUCAAGGCAGGUUGAAUAACUUGUAUGUUGUCACUGAAACAGCCGUUAUUGUUCUGUGUUUGGAACAUGUAACAUAAUGAAAGGAUUAAUAUCUGCACUAUAUACGAGAAAAGAAAUUCUGUGAGCUCUAUAAUUGUAUGUCCUGGGGGGUACUUGCUUGCUUAAGGAAAUACGUUGCUGGUAGAUAUGAUUUUGUAAUUCAUUACAACACGAAUAUUGAUGUCAAAUCCAUUUUAAGAACAAAACAACACCAUUUUUUAAACUUAAAUAUAAAACAUAUUCUUUAUUGGUAUUAUUAUUUAUACAUAAGCUUGAGAACAAUGUACUUAUCAACCUCUGGUUUCUUGGUCAUAGUUUUGAUUUUCAAUAAAACUUGAUAUGAAGAGCCUGUUGGAGUUAACAUUGAAGCCUAUUUAGUUCCAGUGCACGUCCUCCACAUUUUUUGCAUCGUGAUAGAGACUCUUCAGCUAUGCCCCUGGUCUAAGGCCUCGAGAGGACAGCCGGAGUCACUAGUCGGCUAACAAAAGGAUAUUUUGUUUUAAGCAGCACAGCGAUAAUGACUAUCAGCUGCUGAUUCCUGAUCUUGGAGAUUGGAAACUGGACCGUCCUCGUGUCUCAGCAGGGUGGGGUGCAUACUCUGUACUUGUUACACUGUGGGCUUUGACGAUUACCCCUUUCCACUGUCUUUGUGCAAUGAGGAAAAAUGCUUUAAAAUAUUGUACGGAAAAAGUAGGUGGGAGGAGAAAACAAAGUGUACAUUUUGUUACCCAGGAGGACUAAGAGAUCGGUGACAUUUCCUGUGUCCUCUGGCUUUUGUUUUUGUGCACCAGCCUGUUUAUUAUUCCAUCAGCCGGUGAUGGAAACAUUGUGCCCCUAUUAACAAGGACAAGGUGUUCGGUGGCACGCCCUGCGAACUGUAUGUUUGUUUUUUCUUGUGGCCGGCUGACAGCUCUCCAGUGUUUUCUGGCCAAUGGGACGCUGCUGGUCGACAUACCAUAUGGUCUAAAAUCAUAUUGUCUGUCCUUUUGUUAAUGAAUGUGGUUUUAAGCUGCAUUUGAAGGUAUCUAUUUUACUUUAUUAUCUAAACUAUUACUAAACUGGUUUCUCUAUUACAGCAGUUUUCACAGUAGUUGUUCCUUAGUAUGGUGUACACCCUCAAUGUGCACUUUUUUUUCGUUUUGUGUAAUAAUGUAAUAUUAAUCGUGGCCACAUAAAUAGAAAAACAAGGGUGUGAUUCCGAUUAGUUUCGAUUAAUUUAUCAUGAAUCAUGUCACGUGUAAUGCAACACAAUUUGGAAACUAGGUGUUUCCUGUGUUAACACAACACGCUUUCCGAUAAGACCUCCAAGGCUGAUGCUCUAAAGUCUAAAAUUAUAUGGAGGGUGUUUGUCUUAAGUCUCUGUGUUGUCAAGCAGUGGCAUAUUUUACUUGUGAUUCAUAGACUUUGUGGUAGUUAAAGUGAUCAUUUUAACCCAUUACAGAAUAUUAGAAAUGAACAAUACUUGGUUGGGAUUACCAAGUACCCUUGUAUGGGUCAGUCUAAUUGUAAAUGAUCACAAGAUGAAAUGCAUCAGAAGUAGUUUGUGCUUCCAGUUAACUGAAGAAUGAUCUUUGUAACUCUCUCGGGAAUAAAUAUGACCACAGAUUACCUGUUUGUUUAUUCCCACAAGAUGUCACUAUUGCUCUAAAUCAUUAAUCUCUGUCAGGGGCCUGAAAUAAAGUUCAAAGAACUGUGGCACAGUGAUCCUCAACAAACACCUCUUUACAUGUAACAUUUAAAAUAUAUUGCAUUUGACUUCAAGAUCAGGAAAACAUUACAUUUAAACUUCACUGUGGUAUUAUUUUACAGUAACCACAUUUGACAUGUCACAGUCAGAGCUGAAAGGAUUCCUUCAUUAUUAGUCGAUUGACAUACAACUAAUCAACAACUAUUUUCAUAAUUGACAUAUUGUUUAACUCUUUUUCUGUUGCUCAAAUAUGAAUACAUAGCGUAUUGCUGUGUGUUGUGCAUUACUUCUAUAAACUGAGUGUGUUAAAGUUUUUGGACUGUUUGUUGUACAAAGCAACCAGUUUGAAUAGUCAAAUUGAGCUUCAUGGGCAUAUUUUUAACUAUUCUUUAUUUUAUUUAAUAGACUGAAAAACGAAUUGAUAAAGAAAAAUAAUCGUCAGAUUAAUCAUUAAUGAAAAUAAUAGUGUGUUGCACUAAUCAUAAUAUGAAUAUCUUAUGUCUCACAGCAGCUUUCAUACCAGAUAUUUCUUGUUAUCCUAUAGUUUGGACGUAUAAAAUUCAGUGUAACUUGAACAAGCCUUAUUGCCCUUCUGGUUCAAAGGAAAUGUGUGAUGCAAUAACAGAAACCCCCACCAGCCCCUUCUCUAAAUUUAUCAAUGAAGAAACAAGUAAUUCUGUGAAAAUGGUUGGGUUUGUCCCCGGAAUAUAAAACGUGAAUUACAAGAGGUAAAAAAAAAGAAUAAGAAGCUGCUUAAUAAAAAUAAUUAUGACUCAAGAGAAAAAUCGGUCUGGUUUUGAUUUUUACUCACCCGUGCCAUUGUGUCAUAUGAGCCAUUCUUGCUAUAUAUUAUUAUUAUCAUUAUUCAUGAACAUAUUUAAAAGUCCACCAUGUGUCAUUCUGGUGAAAACUUCUUCCAAACUCAUAUGAAAAUGUGAAGCAUUUUGCUCCAGUGUUUACAUUACGGCCAGCGGCUCCCGUUGGUGUCCCGCUGACAGAGCGCUGUGUCCUGAUUGGUCCGCUGGGCUGUCAAUCAGUCGUUGUUUACAUCAAACGAGGUGGAAAUUCCCGGGUUACAGCAUAGACCAGUAGACCACUUCCGCAAUAGAUGGCUGGGCUAGGGAGACGAGAGGCCACUGCGAACUGAAAGUGUUUGUAAUAGUGCUACAGUACACGUUGUGGUUCAAGGGGGUUUCUAGUGUAGUUCAGAGAACCAUGUCUAGGAAGUGAGCGACGGCGAUGGAAGGGAAAGGCCCGUACCGCAUCUAUGAUCCAGGUGGGAGUGAGGUCAAGGCCAGGGACGAGGCCGGAGGGGGAAGCAGCUACAGACAGCUACUGGAGGAGAACAGCAUACUGAGGGAGCGGAUGAAGGGACUUAAAAGCUUAGGUGAUUUGCUGGAAGAGUCUCAAUCGGAGGCAUCAAAGCUUCGGCAGCGAGUGGAGGAACUGGUGAGAGACAACGAGGCCCUCAAGUCCUCCAGCUUUGCCGCCAGUCUGUGUAUGGGGGGGCCCAUUCAGACUGAGACACAAAGUAGGCCUCACAUACUUGAUGGUAAACACUGUUUACACCCCACUGCAGAGCAGAAGGAGGAGCAAACGAGCUGUUUAGGGAAGGCCCUUCAUUCUGAGAAGCCCAUUGAGGCCUCAGAGUUUGAGGUCGUGAAUGUAGAUGGGAAGACUUCUGCCGCCUUGAUCGCCGGGUCAGUGGCCGGAGUAAUCCCCGUCCUGCCUCAGGAGAACAUCGAGCUAACCAGCCAGCUGAAGAGACUACAGAGCUCCUUCAGCAUAUUCGCAGAGGAGUCCAACCCCAACCAGCUGUUGGCUCACCUCGGUCGCAUGGCCGUGGAGUUUCACCACCUUUCCUCUAAGGUCCAAAAGAAUGAACAGAGGACUUCCCUCCUACAGACUCUCUGUGAGCAGCUCAGACAGGAGAACAAUGAGCUUCGGAAGAAAAUGGAAGAGGAUCAUCAUAUCAGGAAUCAAGACUUGGAACAGCUGAGGCAGGAGAAUCUAAAACUCAAGGAGGUGGUCGUCACGGGAGCAGCAGCAGCAGCAGCCGCAGCCGCAGCAGCGUCAUCUGACACCGAAGCUCCAGAGGCCAAAGAGGAGCCUGUGAAGGAGGAAUCGGCUGCUGUGAGACCCAAGAUGGAGGCCACUACACCGCAGAAGAGUGGAAAAGCUGCAGAGAAAACCCCGACUAAACCGUGUGAUGCCGAGGUGUAUGAAAAGAAGAUCAAGCUUUUGGAGAAGCAGAGAAAGGAUGUACUGGAGGUGAACAAGCAGUGGGACAUUCAGUGGAACUCCAUGAAGUCACAGUUUGAACAGAAGGUACAGUGAUGACUUUACAGCUGUUGUGAUUGGUGUGGGAAGACAUCGCUGCGUCCUCGACUGAGGAAGGAGGAUUAAUAACUAUGACAAACAUUUUCAUUUUGAAAUCUCGAUUUUUAAAUAAAGUAAAACACUUAAUUUCAAUCCAGUCUUCCAGACUGGUUUUUAUUUGUUUUAAAGUUUUAGGAUAUUUCAAAAACAACUUUAACGUGCCAGGCUUCUUUUUUAGAUUCAAAACAAAGCACUUAGAAAUGGUACAAAAAUGUCUCCAUGUUUAUUUAGUACAUGGAGUAUUCAUCUUGCAUUUUCCAUAAAACUGUCCUCAUUCAAUAUAAAUAAUGUAUGUGCUCAGAACGGAGAGCCCGUUUUUCUUUUGCUCUAGAUUCAAACUGAACUCGACUCAACAUGUUUUGCUGUUACGCCAGUGGAAUUAUAGAUAAUACCUAUUUUUCCAUUACCAUUAAAAGUUGACUUGCUUUUGAAAUGACAGAUGGCAGGGAUUUUGUAAUUCGGAAAUAUCUUAAAGGAACGGAGGACUCUGACGUUCGUGUGCAUCAGUUGGCA